UUUCGCGAGGGACAUUUACCGUCGAGCGCCUUUCAGUGCCUGAGCCUCUGCGACGGAGCGAUGUCAGGGUGGACUGGUAAUACUGUUUUGACAUCGCUAGCGCUUGCAGCAUGUCUUGGACUCAUAAGCGCAGCUGUUCCUGGUCCAAUAGAUCCGAGAUACCCGGAUUACAUUGUGUACCCCCGCGUCCCGUGUGAGAAAGAAGGCGUGUUCCCCCAUCCCAGAAACUGUUCGUGGUACUACAGGUGCGUCGACAGGUUCGGCAUCGGGUAUUACUGGACGAGCCACUUCGAGUGCGAACCGGGGACGGUGUUCUCCGAUGACCUUGACCAGUGCGUGUUCCCCUUUCUGACCGGACCGCCCUGUGGCACGGCUGGCCCUCGUGGACGGUCUUCCUCCGUCUACCCUUCCACCUACCAACCCACCAUCGCCCUUCCGCUCCCGUCUACCCUUCUACCCUUUCGUCUACCCUUACAACCGACCUACCGUCUACCCUUCCACCUUCUUUAA
Messenger RNA from Penaeus vannamei (Pacific white shrimp), 510 nucleotides. The record is from RefSeq and is a predicted model, not a curated record. Lineage: Eukaryota; Metazoa; Arthropoda; Malacostraca; Decapoda; Penaeidae.